AGUGCUAGGCUUUGCUGCUCUUACCAUGAUGCUGGUGAUUUCCAGAUAUUACGCCAUGGCACUAUGGCAUCUGGUGUGGAGGCCCUACGCCGUGACCCGAUCGCUAGGACGACAGGGCAUUCGAGGGCCACCGUAUACAUUCGCCGUCGGGUCCCUGGGGGAGUGCAAGCGGAUGAUUGUUGCUGGGAGAGCAAAGCCUCUCCACGCCGGCUGCCACGACUACACCUCCCUCGUGCAACCUUUCUUCCAGAAAUGCACUUCUGACUAUGGAAAAACAUUUCUGUUUUGGCUCGGACCAAUACCGUCAAUCUGUUCUACUGACAUCGAGCUAGUCAAAGAAGUGCUCGCAGACAGGACAAACUUAUUCCAAAAGGACUACCUCAACCCUAGUUUGGAAGUAUUUUUUGGCAAAGGGCUUGUGCUUGCAAACGGAGACGACUGGAAGAGACAGCGCAAAGUUGUCCACCCAGUUUUCAAGCAAGAGAAGCUCAAGGUUAAUUUCCUAUUUCUCGAAAAUGGAUGUAUCUAGAACUAAAAUACAUCUAG
Triticum aestivum (bread wheat) is the source of this 546-nucleotide messenger RNA. Its product is annotated as cytochrome P450 709B2-like. The coding region runs from base 26 to 529 and encodes 167 amino acids. The record is from RefSeq and is a predicted model, not a curated record. Gene Ontology annotation, molecular function: heme binding; iron ion binding; oxidoreductase activity, acting on paired donors, with incorporation or reduction of molecular oxygen. The transcript is spliced from 2 exons. NCBI's taxonomy places the organism in Eukaryota, Viridiplantae, Streptophyta, Magnoliopsida, Poales, Poaceae.